This is a messenger RNA of Syngnathoides biaculeatus (alligator pipefish), 3249 nucleotides long. It is a transcript of the gene ptbp1a, whose product is annotated as polypyrimidine tract binding protein 1a. Gene Ontology annotation, biological process: regulation of cell differentiation; mRNA processing; regulation of RNA splicing. Gene Ontology annotation, molecular function: mRNA binding. The transcript has 16 exons. Lineage: Eukaryota; Metazoa; Chordata; Actinopteri; Syngnathiformes; Syngnathidae. The record is from RefSeq and is a predicted model, not a curated record. The coding region runs from base 417 to 2357 and encodes 646 amino acids. Gene Ontology annotation, cellular component: nucleus.
CGGCCGUUUUCACGCGUGAUUCCGACCCCGGCGGCUGACUCCCGCGGGCGCGCCGGCCGCCCUCGCCGUCGCGUUUUUUGGCGUUUCGCUCGCGAAAGUUGUGACUUAAAAUUACUUUUUUUUUUCCCUCCCUCUUCUUCUUCCUCCCCCCCUCCUCCUCUUCCGACGGUCACCCAAACAUGCAACAGUUAGCUCGUUAGCUAGCCGUCGUGAAGUUGUUGUUUAAAAAAAAAAAAAAAGAUGUUUCUUUCCACGUACAAAAGACUUUGAAUCAGCGCGUGUUACAGUUUGGGAGCAGUUACGCGUUGGGUUGUUUGCGUUUUAUUUCUUUUUUUUUAUCAUUCUUUCGACCGAAGUAACUUGGGGAAGCAGGCAAGGCAGGUCGAGCUAAAGCAACGUGUCUCAUUUCCGCAUUCAUGUUUUUUUUUGGGGGGGGGUCUGUGUGUGUGUGUGCGCGAGGAGUCAGGGCCAUGUUGGAAGCGACCGAUGUCUUCGCCACCCGACAUUUCGCCUUGAUUGAAUCCCAGGGACUUUUUUUUUUUUUUUUCAUUUCCUCCCAAGCGUUCCGGGGAGGGGGUGGGAGGCCAUAUCAAAGCACAGUAAGGCGACUUUAUGGCGUGGCGUCGGGAGUCGAGAGCCGCCUAGACGCUGACUUGUACCCUCUGGGAUCCGGCUACGUCCCUGAAAUCGACAGUGUCCAUGACAUAUCAGUUGGCACGAAGAGAGGAUCUGACGAGCUCUUUUCUUCCUGCUUAUCCAACGGGCCCUAUAUCAUGAACUCAGCCAAUGGCAACGACAGCAAAAAAUUCAAGGGUGAUGUCCGCAGUCCCGGUGUUCCGUCACGCGUGGUUCACCUACGCAAGCUGCCCAGCGACAUAAACGAGGCUGAGGUCAUCGGGCUCGGUUUGCCGUUUGGGAAAGUCACCAAUCUGCUGAUGCUGAAAGGGAAAAACCAGGCGUUCCUGGAGCUUAACAGUGAAGAGUGCGCUCAGACCAUGGUGAGCUACUACUUGUCGGUGACCCCCGUCAUCAGGAACCACCCCAUUUACAUGCAGUACUCCACCCACAAAGAGCUGAAGACUGACAACUCCCCCAACCAAGUGCGCGCCCAGGCCGCUCUGCAGGCGGUCAACGCUUUGCACGGCGGCGGCGGGAUCACCGGCAUGGCGAUCGCGGCCGACGCAAGCAGCCUUGCCGGCGGUGCCGCUCAAAGCCCCGUUCUCAGAGUCAUCGUGGAGAACCUGUUCUACCCGGUCACUCUGGACGUGUUGCACCAGAUAUUUUCCAAAUUUGGCACAGUGCUGAAGAUCAUCACGUUCACAAAGAACAACCAGUUCCAGGCUCUCAUCCAGUAUGCCGACGCCAUGAUGGCUCACAGCGCCAAAUGUCUGGACGGGCAGAACAUCUACAAUGCGUGCUGCACCCUAAGAAUCAGCUUCUCCAAGCUCACAAACCUCAACGUCAAGUACAAUAACGACAAGAGCAGAGACUACACUCGCCUGGAUCUGCCCACCGCCGACGCUCAGCCCACUUUGGACCACCAGACCAUGGCGACUGCCGCUUUUGCUGCUCCAGGUAUAAUAUCAGCCUCUCCAUACGGAGGCGCUCAUGCAUUCCCACCAACCUUUGCCUUCCAGCAAGCAGGUCUUGCAAUGCCCGGCAUCCCCAGCGCCCUGGCGUCCCUGGGCGUCGGGCACGGCGGCAUGGCGGCGGCAGCGGCCGCCGCCAGUCGCCUCAGCCUGGCCGGGCUCGCCGCCGCCGGCGGACACAACGUCCUGUUGGUCAGCAAUCUGAACCCGGAGAGCGUUACGCCAAACUGCCUCUUUAUUCUUUUCGGUGUGUAUGGCGACGUGAUGAGAGUCAAGAUUCUGUUCAAUAAGAAGGAGAACGCUCUGAUCCAAAUGUCGGAUGGCACCCAGGCUCAGCUAGCCAUCAGCCACCUGAACGGCCAGCGGCUGCACGGCAGGGCCAUCCGCGUGACCGUGUCCAAGCACACCACAGUCCAGUUGCCGCGAGAAGGCCAGGAGGACCAGGGCUUGACCAAGGACUACAGCAACUCACCGCUGCAUCGCUUCAAGAAGCCAGGAUCCAAGAACUACUCCAACAUCUUUCCGCCUUCUGCCACGCUGCAUCUGUCCAACAUACCCCCCGCUGUGGUGGAGGAAGACCUCAAGAGGCUUUUUGCCAGCUCAGGAGCCACUGUCAAAGCCUUCAAGUUCUUUCAAAACGAUCGCAAGAUGGCCUUGAUCCAGAUGGGUUCGGUGGAGGAGGCCAUCGAGUGCCUGAUUGAAUUGCAUAACCAUGACCUGGGAGAGAACCAUCACCUCAGAGUGUCCUUCUCAAAGUCCACCAUCUGAGUGCCUUCAGACCCCUCGUCCCCCCAACCCCACCCCCUCCCCGUCCCGAAGCUUAUUUACCAUCUUGAUUGCGCCCGAUUCUUCGGAUCGCUCUCAGUGGAAAUGACAGGUUUCGCAAGUGUUUCAUUGCAGAAAGUUACUACUCUUAAAUGUUCGGUUUGGGUACCAAAAGGAUUUGGUUCAUGGAUCCUAUUUUAUAUGUCGGAAAAAUGACACCCAGUAUGUUCCAUCUGAAAAACACCUACUUGGUUUAUUUUGUUGGGGGCGAGGUCCUCUGGUCUCAAAAUGGAAGUUAAGUGAUUCAGGCAAUCGCGCACACACACACAUUGUGUGUGUUUUAAGCCUUUUACUUUGAAAGAGCCCCCGUUUAAGAGCUACGCGAUGCAUACGUUAGUGGUAGAAGCACAACCGGUCGGGAAUAAAAAGCGGGGGAUCAGCUUUUCUUUUUUUUUUUUUUUUUUUUUUUGGUACCUGAACCUGAAGAUUAGCUCCGGUCUGCAGUGAACCGGCAACAAAGACACAUCGGAGCUUAAAAGUCGAGGCAGCUGAUGAACUGUCACUUCAAGACCAAAUUGCUUAAAAUGGCCGCCGCCAUCUGUAGCAGACACACUUCAAGCAUUCCUUUAGCGACGUGUGCCCCCCCACCCCACCUCCCCCCAAACACACACGCACACACGUUCGGCCAUUCGGAAACCGUAUGAGGCAAACUCCUUGACCACCAAACAACCUCUGAAAUAUACUUAAAUUCUUUUAUUCUUUUUUUAAAACAUUUUUUAAGUAUCUUGUAAUUUCUGUUUGCUUCAAGGGAUCUGCACCACUAUCCGUAGCACGCCACGCUGUUCAUCUUUAUUGACUUGACAGUCUUUUGUGCCUUACUCCCCCCCCCCCCCCC